Messenger RNA from Meloidogyne enterolobii, 478 nucleotides. The record is from the annotation of a GenBank genome assembly. Lineage: Eukaryota; Metazoa; Nematoda; Chromadorea; Rhabditida; Meloidogynidae.
UAAUUUCAAAUCUGCCAUCGAAAACAAUGAGUAUAUGCUUGUAGAAUUUUUCGCGCCGUGGUGUGACGCCUGUAAAGAUCUUGCACCAGAAUAUGCAAAGCUAGCUACUGAAUUGAAGAAAGAAAAGUCGCCAAUCACACUAGGCAAGGUUGAUGCCUCAAUUCAAACAGAACUCGUUUCUACUUAUAAAGUGCGUAGCUAUCCAACAUUGAAAUUCUUCGUAAAAGGCAAACAUUACGAAUAUGAAGGAGUUAAUGAUGUUGCUACCAUCGCUGCUUGGAUUGUGAAUAAGAUUAUAUCUCCAGUUAAGGAACUUACUUCCACCAAUGAGCUUAAAGAAUUCCGGGAUUCUGCAGAAAUUACCGCUGUUGCUUACUUCAGUGUAUGUGCACUUUCCAACUUUGUUUAUUACAAAUACAUACUAGAGAUCGGAUAUUUUGAAGAGCCUGGACCUGGACUCUGGGGUUUGAUUUAUUGA